AUGACUACUUCACCCGUUCACCUAUAUCAUCAUAGUACCAUGCUAAAGACCAAUGUCGACAUGCCCAUUCACCCUUUCGCCAAACCCAUACUGGCCAGCAGUCCGACGGAAUCAACCGUGUCAACACAAGCAUUGAGUCAUCACCGUUUACAUCCGGAAUUUCUCGCCAAGUACACGCUGGGUCAGGAACUCGGCAGUGGCGGAUUUGGAUUUGUCGUCUCGGCUUACGAACAUGCCACGGGAAUCGAACGCGCCGUGAAAUUCAUUUUCCGCAAUAAAGUGCCUUCCAGUGCGUGGGCUGAAGAUCGCGAUAUGGGAUUGAUCCCCAUGGAAAUUUAUAUCCUCAAGCACGUACGACACGAUAAUGUUAUUGGCUUUGUCGAUGCCUAUCAAGAUGAACGAUUCUUUUACCUGGUCAUGGAACUUCACGGUACUCAAUGGACUUCGGCCACGCCUCCUCUGUCAAGCUCCUCCUCGUCGUCGUCUUCCUCGGUUCCUUCUUCCAUACCUUCACCCAUCAUGCACUCUCCCACGUUGUCGCAUACUUCGGAUGAUUCCCAAUCGACUUUUAGUUCCUCUACUUUGGAUGAAGAGCCACAACCACGUACGUUUGUACGUCGAACGUCAUGUGAUUUGUUUGAAUGCAUCGAACAACAUCAGCGGUUUGAUGAAUCGCUGGCGAAGCACAUUUUCCGUCAAAUUGCUCGGUGCGUCGCGCAUUUGGAUAAAUUAGGCAUCUGCCAUCGUGAUAUCAAGGACGAAAAUAUCGUGAUUGACAGCGACUACAAGGUAAAAUUAAUCGAUUUCGGAUCCUCGGUGCUUUUACCCCGACACUACGGUGAGCACAACAAGACGUAUCUGUUCAGCAAAUUUUAUGGUACGAUUUCUUUUGCGUCGCCCGAGAUUCUUCGAUGUGAGCCGUACCGUGCUGAGCCUGCUGAGGUGUGGUCACUGGGCGUGUUGUUGUACACUAUCCUAUUUGGAGAAGUCCCGUUUCACAAUCAGGAGAUGGCCCUCGCUGGUCGAUUUGUCCAACCCAAGAUUGAAGUCUCGUCCAAGUGCAUGCACUUGCUUUCCUGCUUGCUGGAAAAGUCACCUUCAAGACGUCCCACCAUUCAUCAAAUCCUCACUCACAGCUGGUUACGCGAAGACUAA
Molecule: messenger RNA, 1155 nt
Organism: Radiomyces spectabilis
Lineage: Eukaryota; Fungi; Mucoromycota; Mucoromycetes; Mucorales; Radiomycetaceae
Product: kinase-like domain-containing protein
Exons: 2
Coding region: 1-1155 (384 amino acids)
Biological process (GO): negative regulation of apoptotic process; negative regulation of glycogen biosynthetic process; protein phosphorylation
Cellular component (GO): cytosol; cytoplasm; nucleus
Molecular function (GO): protein serine/threonine kinase activity; ATP binding
Source: RefSeq, a predicted model, not a curated record